This is a messenger RNA of Sander lucioperca (pikeperch), 2738 nucleotides long. Its product is annotated as proteasome activator complex subunit 3-like. Gene Ontology annotation, biological process: regulation of proteasomal protein catabolic process; regulation of G1/S transition of mitotic cell cycle; positive regulation of endopeptidase activity. Gene Ontology annotation, molecular function: endopeptidase activator activity. Gene Ontology annotation, cellular component: cytoplasm; nucleoplasm; proteasome activator complex. The transcript has 10 exons. NCBI's taxonomy places the organism in Eukaryota, Metazoa, Chordata, Actinopteri, Perciformes, Percidae. The record is from RefSeq and is a predicted model, not a curated record. Bases 142 to 912 code for a protein of 256 amino acids.
GUAUUAAUUUUGCGCGUCGCUGUCUGAUUACGUCAUUGUCUUGUGGAAGCGGUAGUGGCGCAUGCGGUGUUAUUUGAGCUACAGUAAAAAAGUUUAGCUUUGCUGGACACCUGCGCUGCGUUUUCACGUUUAUUCCACGCCAUGUCAUCUCUUCUGAAGGUCGAUCGCGAGAUGAAAACCAAGGUGGAAGCAUUCAGGGAGCAGAUCAGCAGUGAGGCCGAGCACCUGGUCGCCAGCUUUUUCCCUCGAAAGCUUCUGCAGUUGGAUAACUUUCUAAAGGAGCCGAUUCUCAACGUGAUUGACCUGAAAGAAAUCCAUUCAGAGAUCAAGUUCAAAGUCCCAGACCCGAUUCUCUUCAAUAACAGCCAUGAUGGUGUGGACAUGAAUACUAAAAAGAGGAAACUAGAAGAUGGAGUCACUGUUGAGAGCUGGCAAGGGGGAACCAAAACCCUGGUGAUGCCAGAGGGGAUGCUGAAAUGUAACACCAAACUGGUAGACCUGAUUGAGCGAGUCAAACCAGAGAUCAGGACUCUGAUUGAGAAGUGUAACACAGUUAAGAUGUGGGUCCAGCUACUCAUCCCCAGAAUAGAAGAUGGAAACAACUUUGGAGUCUCCAUACAGGAAGAGACUGUGGCAGAACUGAGGACGGUGGAGUCAGAGGCCGCAUCUUACCUGGACCAGAUCUCCAGAUACUACAUGACAAGAGCCAAGCUUGUCUCCAAAAUUGUCAAGUACCCUCACGUGGAGGACUACAGGAGGACCAUAUCAGAGAUUGAUGAGAAAGAGUACAUCAGUUUGAAAAUCAUUGUUUCAGAACUCAGGAAUCAAUACGUGAUUCUUCAUGAUAUGAUCCUGAAGAACAUUGAGAAGAUCAAGAAACCAAGAAACUGCAACUCUGAAGCUCUUUACUGACAACCCCCCCCCAGCACAUACACACACACACACACACACACACACACACACACACACACACACACACACACAAAACAUGAGCUCAGUCAGGCAGUACUGACCAAUAAUUCUAGCUUUUGUUUUGGGAGUACCUGACGGUUUUGGCUUUGACAACCCCAGGACAAUUAUGGCGUAUCGAAUAAGAUGCUGCCUUUGGACUGAUAGUGUGCUGAUAUUCAGUCUUAAAAAGUGCUGCUUUCUAUUCUAUAUUUAAAACCCUCAGCUGUUUGGGUCCAUAGUGAGCUAGAGGAAGCUUUAAAAAUGCAUUUAAAAAAAAUGUGACCCAACAUCACACACAUAUAUUACAGCUGUUGUGGGAUCCUCCAUCUUUGAUUUAGGCCCUAUUCUGCAGUCACUGCCAUGCUUUCUAGCACGUAACCUUCAGUUUUGGCCAUCCAGUACUCUGGAAUGUGACCAUGGAUUCUUUUUUCCCCCUAAGUAUCUCGACUGCACGCUGCUAAUACAAAGACCGCCCACAUGGUCUGCCUCCCAUCUGUUCCGCUGGGACUAAAGCUCGGAGGUUACCCCUGGUUUCUCUUCCUGUCUUGUCUAGGUUAUCUGGAGUUCUGCUCUUGUGGACGCUGUGUCUCUCCCAGGAAUAUUAUCAUCUGUUUUUUAUUGGUUUUCUUUUUUUGCUCCAUGUUGCCUGACCCACCUAGAGAAGGUUUUCCUUUAGUUUUUUUAGUCUCUGGAACAUUCUAGGUACACCACUGUCCUGAAAAAAAUAUGGAAUGUAAAACUCAAACUCCACACAGUCCUCCCCCGGUUGGCCUCAAACUGUCAAGGGACCCUCUUCUCUAAAUACAGUGCAGACCCGUUUCCUCAGUGCUUCAGAAAACAGCUGCAGUUCUUCAGCUUUAGUGUUGCAAUUAUCCUGACAUCCAGAGAUUUGAUUGCACAUAACUCGAUUCUCGCUCUUCACAUGAAGAAUAUUCUUUAUUUCUCCCUCUGCCUACAAACUGCUUUUUCUGUCUUAAGUUGUUCUUGUUGUAUAUUUGUGUCAUAGUGACACUAGAAGAUGUUAUUGCAUCCCAAGAAAAAAAAUCUGUUUGCCUGCCUUCCUGUUACAGGGAGGCAUAUUGCAGAACAUGUGGUGCUGUUAACACAUCUGUUAACUCUGUAGCACACUGCUGUCUGUCAGUAAGGACCUGUCAGAAAGGGUUGGAUUCAAAAGUCGAAAAAGAAAACUACCUGGAUGUGUGUUCUUCUACACGACAUAAUGCACAUUCAAUAAUGUGCCUCCAUGUAUAUGUCUCUUGCGAUCAAGCAGGCUUGAACUGGAACUCGAAACGAUUUGUCAACUGUCAAACGCAACUAGAGUGUCCGUGGUUUCAUACAGCGGUUAUUGUUGUUUUUAACGGCCCUGCCCCAAACGGGUGUUUGCACUUAAAGAAAUGCAAUCUGAAAUCUUCAAUUUUCAGAUUUCUUGUGCUGUUAUAAUGUUGUUUUGUAUUUUGUUCACCUCACGAUAUGAAAUUGAAGCCUGGUGCUUUAAAAAAAAAACUUUUGCAACUUGACAGCACUAUGGAAGUGCAUCCAAUUUGGUUUUUUAUUUUAGGUUUUUAAGCUAACAAAGUGAUAAAGGAACAGACCUCUCUGUAUGCAUGUAUGCAGGUAAGGACUGUUACUUUGUAAAAAACAAAUCUAGUUUGAACAAAUUCAAACUAACUCGUAAUACCUUUGAAUAAAUUGGAAUCCAACCCAUGUAGCCUUUUUUUAAAUAAACCGUGGCUGCAGUCACACCAGAUUUCACUCUCCGUUUGUUUCUAUGAGGUACAGGGAGAGGU